GUAAGAAAACAAACCGUUGAAAUGAAACUUUGCUUUGCUAUUCUGUUGGUUGGCUCAGCGUUGGUGUGCAUUUUUGCUGUUCAACUGCCAGAUAUCUAUAACAGAAGACUUGCACCUAACGGUUUCUAUAUGCCAAGAUUGGAGACCGGAGCAGCCACUCGUCUUCACCCAUCUGAAUUGGCACCAGUUGCAGCGGAUGCACAUAAAGUGUACGAAAUUACAGCGAACUUUGAACCUCUGUCUUCUGCCUUGGGCCAAAAAACGUUCACAUCAAGUCCAUUUAUCACCGAUUUAAUCGACCCAGUGAAAGAUUCUUCAUUGACAGCAAAAACGAAAGCAGCGUUGAAUAAACAAGACGGUACCAAACUUUAUGCUAAAGUCUUACAAGUCCAUCUUAAUGGCAACAUGUAUAACGCAUUGAAAAUUACUGAACAAAAUUCGGAUCCUUCGGCUGAGCAAACUUAUUGGGCCUCACGCGGUGGAUAUGUUGAUGUUCCAUUACAUCCAAAACAGGGAGAUCCAACAAUUGUUUUGACACCAAGUUUUAGUGGAGGCUCUUUGGCUGUGGAUUUGCUCAAGGAUGGAAAAACCAUUCGUAUUUACCAUUUGCAGGGUGGCAGAGAAGAUCGACAGUAUAACAAUGUUCGAGAUCACGGCCUUGGACUACUCGGAGCAAUGGAAUACAAACAUUAUGGAUAUCACAUCGAUCAAUACAACAGAGAGAUUUUUGUUGAACAUAACACUGGUUCUGCGUUUGUUCAAUAUGUUGGAUCCACGUGGGUGAUAAGAUAUCAAAUGAUAGAAAGUAUUCCAUCAAUAACUCGAAUCAGUAACAUUAAGAUCAGAGGAUCAACAGUGCACACCACAUUUCCACAGUCUAGUCAAAUCGUUGGAUACGGUGAAGCUGUAUUGAAUAUACCAAAAAAGUAAAGAUUCAUCGACAAAAUUAUUGAUGCAUAUCCUUUCAAUUUGAAUUUUCAAAUAAAAGAUUAGAUAAAAACAAGAUAUAAACAUCCAAUGGGUUAAAUAAUGUUUUCGUUUUUGACCAUCAAAAGUAAUGAGUACUUUAGAAAUAGUGUGAACACAAAGAAGAAAUAACACCAAUCUGGUGCUACCUAUU
This is a messenger RNA of Sitodiplosis mosellana (orange wheat blossom midge), 1120 nucleotides long. RefSeq lists its product as uncharacterized. The record is from RefSeq and is a predicted model, not a curated record. Lineage: Eukaryota; Metazoa; Arthropoda; Insecta; Diptera; Cecidomyiidae. The coding region runs from base 22 to 930 and encodes 302 amino acids. The transcript has 2 exons.